Messenger RNA from Paramecium sonneborni, 921 nucleotides. Lineage: Eukaryota; Ciliophora; Oligohymenophorea; Peniculida; Parameciidae. The record is from the annotation of a GenBank genome assembly.
AUGCUUUGCUUUAUUUUAAUUUCAUUGGUAUAAUCUAUUGAUGUGAGACCAAAUGUCAAUUUGAAUAUCGGAUUAGAUUUUAUGGACAAUUCCCAUAUAUCCUUCUAUAAACAAUUUCAAUCGUAAUUUUUAGACUUUCAAUAAAAAGGAUGUAGAAUUAUACAUUAAUAUAAAUUAGUAAAUCUGAUCAUAGCAUAACAUCUCUUGCCUUGUUAUAGUUGUUAUACUCGUCAUUAAUAUAAAGAAUCAGAGCCUAAUUGCUUUGGAGGAGGCUAAUAUUGUCGUAUCAAUAUAUAUCUAAUUUAAGAGUAUUCUGAAUCAGUUUCAGGCUAAAUUAUAUUAACUGAAAUGAUUAGAUAACAAUGUAUACUAGAAGAAUAACCUCAAUAUUAUUUUAAUUACUCUAUUUAUUUCAAUGAAUUAUGUAUGCAAUUACCAAGUCAAAUUUAACCUUGUUCACAAAACUAUUUUAUUAAUAAUAAUAUUUCUGUUCAAUCCAUUGAUACUUGUAUUGAAAAUAGUUUUCAAGGGGAAUCUGAUCAAAAUAAAUCACUUAAAACCAAUAGAAUACUAGAUUAAUACAAAUCAUUAUAAUUCAAUCAAACUCAUUUUUCAUUAAAUUUAGAUAAUAAAGAUCUUACUAAUACUCCUUUUGAUUAAAUUAUGAAAAUACUUUGCAAAAAAUUUGAAUAUGCUUCUAUUCCAGCUUGUGGAUUAAUUAAAGCUGGUUCAAUACAAAAAACUAAUUUGUUAGAAUCAAUCUUCUUAGUUCUUUUUGUACUCAUUAUUAUUUUAAUUAUAAUUCAAGGAACUUUGUAAUUGCUGAAAAAUGUUUCAUUCAAAAAUGUUCUUAAUUAAAAAAGUAGAAUUACUAUUCCAAAAUAUGAAAAAGAUCAAAUCAUCUAAGAUGAUGAUGUUUGA